Messenger RNA from Poecilia latipinna (sailfin molly), 591 nucleotides. Its product is annotated as serine/arginine repetitive matrix protein 3-like. Lineage: Eukaryota; Metazoa; Chordata; Actinopteri; Cyprinodontiformes; Poeciliidae. The coding region runs from base 270 to 563 and encodes 97 amino acids. The record is from RefSeq and is a predicted model, not a curated record. Gene Ontology annotation, molecular function: mRNA binding. The transcript has 2 exons.
UCGAAUGGCCUCCACUCAGUGCAGUGACAAAGCUGUGUUUCUCUGUGUCUUGUUUUGACAGCCGGAGACUGAGCUGAGCCCAUCCGUCCCCUGCCACUGACCCCUCUAAUCACAUCAGGAGCUCUCUGAUGCUAAUCAUCUCUCCCAGGAGACCCUUCACAUGGCAGCUCACUGGAGUUUAUAUGCUAGGCUGGAGUUAUGCUACCAGGCAGCCAAAACGAAUUACAGGGUCAGAAGAGCAUAGCUUCAUAUCUGAGAUUUAAGCAGUCAUGUACGAUGCGACAAGGGUGCCGUCACCUAAGGAUGGUGUAAACGCAGUGGCCCAACCUGUGGUCCCUGGAACUGAACCUGGAACAGCGGCAGGUUCGGGAGGGCCAGCGGCCACGGCGGUGCUGCAGGCCAAAACCGAGGAGGGCCAGGCGGGUACAGAGGAGGACGAGGAGCUGAAACUGGAGCCUGUCCUGGUGAAGAAGCCGCACAGAGAGAUUUUGGACCACGAGCGGAAGAGGAGGGUGGAGCUGAAAUGUAUGGAGCUCCAAGAAAUGAUGGAGGAGCAGGGGUGAGUAGAUGAGUCCUUUUAGAAGUUGCCAA